Messenger RNA from Archocentrus centrarchus (flier cichlid), 1032 nucleotides. Its product is annotated as B-cell receptor CD22-like. The coding region runs from base 1 to 1032 and encodes 343 amino acids. NCBI's taxonomy places the organism in Eukaryota, Metazoa, Chordata, Actinopteri, Cichliformes, Cichlidae. The transcript has 7 exons. The record is from RefSeq and is a predicted model, not a curated record.
AUGAUCACAGUGCUGCUGCUGCUUCUGAUGAUGAAGUCAGGUACUGUGAGUGCUGUUUCGUCCGUGACAUUUGAAAACCAAGAUCUUUGUGCUUUGAAGGGAUCAUCUGUGACCUUGAGGUGCUUAUACAACUACACAGUUGGAAAAACUGUUAGAAAGACUGCAUGGUUCAAGGGACACUUAGAGAAAGGCCUCUGGAAGCGAGUCGAGCUUUCGGGCCUUCCGUCGUAUCGCAAUCGUACUGAAUAUCUUGGUGACCGGCAGCACAACUGCAGCCUGGCAAUUCAUGACCUGAGGGAAGAUGACACUGGACAUUACUACUUCAGGUUUGACACGGAUACGUUAGGAAUUCGCAGUAGAGGUUCUGUGUUUCUGACUGUCUCAGAGGUGAGAGCCAGGGUGCACCCAGCAACAGCGAGAGCUGGAAAAAAGGUGACUCUUGAAUGUGUAACAUCCUGCACACCUGCCAGCACACUCUGGUUCAAAGAUGGACAUCCAAUAACAAAAUCAUUGUUGCAAGCACAGGCAGAAGAUGCUGGGAAAUAUUCAUGCACUGUCAAAGGACAUGAAUCUGUGCAAUCACACCCUGUUGAUUUGAAUGUUCUGUAUUCUCCAGUGAAUGUGUCUGUUAAAGUGAGUCAUGCUGGCCUCCUGGCGGUCGGCAGAAGUGUGAAUCUGACCUGCAGCAGUGCUGCCAACCCUAAAGCAGACAGCUACACCUGGUACAGCUCCAGGUCCCUGCUUCAAGUGGCCUCAGGCCGGGUGCUGUCUCUUAACUCUUUGGAGGUGUCCCACAGUGGACUCUAUCUCUGCCAAGUCAGGAACCGUCUGGGAGAAAACAACUCAACUGCGGUGCUGCUGACAGUGGGCGAGACAAAGAUUACUCGUUUCAUCCUCCUCCUUGGUAUUGGAAUCAAAGUGGUUAUGGUGCUUUUCCUGACGCUGAUCAUUACCUGGGCUUGGAGGGACUGGUUUAAUUCUGCUGAGGACAAUGAGAUGGACAGCCAUGAUUAUGAAAAUUGCAGAAUGUGA